AUGGCCGCAGUGAACGUGGCCAGGGGCUCCUGUGUGCAGGCUGACGACGGUUUACCGACGGCAGUCAUGGAGUUGGACGGCGAGAAGUACGAUAUCAAGUGGGAUAGUUGUGCCAGAUAUUCUGUAGCGGGGACAGACUGGAUGGAACGUGGAGAGCGAGUGCGGGGACCAGUCCCAGUGGACUAA
Messenger RNA from Phytophthora nicotianae INRA-310, 186 nucleotides. RefSeq lists its product as hypothetical. Bases 1 to 186 code for a protein of 61 amino acids. The transcript has a single exon. Lineage: Eukaryota; Oomycota; Peronosporomycetes; Peronosporales; Peronosporaceae. The record is from RefSeq and is a predicted model, not a curated record.